AUGGCGGAGCUUCCCAGACGGAGGCGGAAGGCAGUUGAUGGCCUAGAUAAGAUCCCAUCCACUGAGCAGGAGUGGCUUGAAAUGGUCACAACGUAUAGCUUGGUCAAUGCCAAACUCCAGGACUUGUGCUCCUAUGGUUCUUUCUCUGCGUCAACAGUGCCUAAAGAAGCCUUCCUCACUGUCCGAUGCAUUUGGCCAGAAGUGAUGGCUGUUGGGGAUGCAUUACCAUAUAUUCUCAGGACGGGGUCGUACUUCAGUGACGAACAUGUUGCCCAGGCUACAAAGCUUAUCAAUAGGAAACUUCUCGGACUCGACAAGUUAGACACUCUGUUUGAUGUCAUCUGUUCCCAAACAAAGACACCUCGUGAAUGGUUAUGCACGCUUGCAGAUGGACUAGGCCCAUUCUCAAUGCUUGUUAGUUUAAAAAGGCAAAUUCUAGACAAAGGACUGCAUACUGCUCCAAGAGAGGAGCCUCUCCCUAUAACUUACGCGCCAAGAAAGGGGCAUUACAACGCUUCUCAAAGUUCAUCAGGCCAAAUUCCUGAUUCUCCGACCCCCAGGCACCCUAAGCGCUUGCGCCUAGGAGAUUUUGAUGCCAUCGAUGACCAUCCGGCUCCAAGCGAGCCUCCUACUCCGCCUAACAUUGAACUAACAGAGGAAACCUUAGACGAAAUUCCGGAUGACAUCCCGGACCCACGGACUCCUACUGAGACUCUGGUGGUCGAUUUUAUGGUCAAUCUUCUCGGGGGUUUAGCAUGCCUUUUACAGCCCCUUGCUUACCGGACUGUUUGCGUGGCUAAUGCCUUUGAGACAACCUAUCAAUUUGGCCCACUUCCGAAUGGUCCGAUCGCUUCAAAUCAUGUACAGUUCCGAGCACGUAUAGACGGGAGCAUCCCCUUCAGCCUGCCUCCGGACAAAAAUCUUCCUGAAAUGGUGAUAUUCGAAGCCAAGCGUGCCCGUCGUGAAACUGGCCAAGGUGUUACUGUUGUGGGGCAGCAGUCAAUGGAGCAUGUUGCAUAUAUCUGGAAACGACACAAAAAUGAUCAAUUGCCGAGGAACCCCGGAACUUACCAUACUUUCAUGAUUGCACAAGAUUUCCUGUCCUUCUACAUUAGCAUUGGGACUUACGACAAAGAGUACCUUGACUACAUUUUUAGCCCUGGCGAUGUACCUGUUGUUACUCAAAGGGGGAAAAAACACUUUCUUCGAAUUCAGGAGUUUGGGCCGUUCCAAGUUGAUGAGAGAGAUGAGAUGGAGCUUCUCAUUCACAUUAUACUCUGCUUGAUAAUCUCACAACUUACACCAACCAAUGAGGGUGGUCUGAUUCAAAACGCUCUGAGUUGA
Molecule: messenger RNA, 1344 nt
Organism: Blastomyces gilchristii SLH14081
Lineage: Eukaryota; Fungi; Ascomycota; Eurotiomycetes; Onygenales; Ajellomycetaceae
Exons: 3
Coding region: 1-1344 (447 amino acids)
Source: RefSeq, a predicted model, not a curated record